This is a messenger RNA of Mytilus trossulus (common blue mussel), 1492 nucleotides long. RefSeq lists its product as uncharacterized. Lineage: Eukaryota; Metazoa; Mollusca; Bivalvia; Mytilida; Mytilidae. Bases 120 to 1013 code for a protein of 297 amino acids. The transcript is spliced from 8 exons. The record is from RefSeq and is a predicted model, not a curated record.
CUAGAGGUUCUCAUACAACAUCUAUCUCAGUAGCCCAUAAACCUAAACCUAAGUCUAGAUCACCAUCACCAACACCACCUAAAGUAUCAGACGCUGACAAAAGACGAGUGUUUCAGAAGAUGAAGGGAGAAUUCAGUGAUAUGGAGGAGAGUUUUAUUAAGAUGGCAUUAGAGUCAGUACAUUAUAAUGAAGCUAACUUCAAGAGAAUGGUGGAAAUUUAUAAAAAGUCAGGGUCUGGAGCAAAGGGCUCAUCAGCUUCAUCAUCAAGAGGCAGAAAAACUGUGGAUGAUGAUUUAACUUUUAAACCAACAGGAUCUCUGGUACCUGAAUCUUUUUCUGGGGGCAUGGAACCAGUUGUUUUUGGACAUGACUAUGAUGAUAAACCGUUACCAAGCACAUCAACUGCUUAUACUGUUCCUUUUGGUACACCUAAGAAAUCAGCUACCAAGGUAACCAAGACAUCAACAACAAUACCUUUUGGGGUAAUAAAGUCAGGUACAAAGAUAACUCCUGGAGUAACCAAGACAACAGCUAAAAAAACAGCACAGCCAAAGAAAGAAACCAUAGAUCACCAUGCAGCAAGAAUACAAGCUGAUAAUAAAUCACAUGGAACUCAACAAACCAGAGCUAAACAUGUUGCUCAAUUCAGUGGAAAUUUGUUGUCAUCAACAAAUGGGAUUUUAAGUAACCUAGCAACCAAAUGUUGUUUGAAAAUGGCUACUGGCAACCAAAGAGAUUCCAGCACUGGUCCAACUCAUGUGGUAGUAAAUCAGCCAAGAUCUAACUUGGCUAAAGGUCCAGACCCAGAUUUAAGGAAAGGUCCAGACAAGGAACUGCUAUUGACUGAGUACGUGAAUAUAUAUGGCCCUAAUCCAGACCUAAGAGAAGGGCCAGAUAGAAGUCGUGUACAGGGGUCACAAGGGGCUGUUGGACCUGACCCAUCACUGGCUUGUGGACCUCAAGCUUUGCAUCACAGCUUUAUUGAUAACCGUCCUUUAAUUACUGCAAUUUAAUUUUACAAAUAAAUCACUGCAUGUUAUGUUUAAACAUGGCAAUCUUUUCCAGUCUUACUAACAAUCAAACAAUAAGAGAAUAGUCAAGUUUCUAUAUGAACUUUAUGAGAAAAUUUUUGUGUACAUUUAAAUAGCAAUUAAUGUUUGAAUGAUCUUACAUUACUAUGUACAUUACAAUGGUUUGAAAUGCAUUUUGCAAAGUUUUGUCUUGUUACUGUUUAGUAUUAUUGUGAUAAAUUUUAUCUGUGAAGUUUUAAAAAAAAAAUCAUUUUAAUAAGUUUUUUUUUGCAAAUUUCAGAGGCCUUAAAAGAUCUAAGAAUAAAAAAAAUAAUGUUCCAUGUUAAUUUAAACAUUUAUUUGACUGAUUGACUGUAAUAUUUUUUCUGUCUAUGAAGAAAUAUCUUAAAAAAUUUGAUGCACACUGAAUAACGCCCAUAGGGGGUUAUUUAACAGUGUGCACCAUAUUUUUUAUGUUAUUU